AUGGAUCUUUACAAUUCCACCCCGCAAUUGUCUACGGUGCUGCCGCCUAUGGACUCAUCAGGUGAUAUCGUCUUCGCCGUGUGCCUUGGUUUACUGUCAAUCUUCGGAGCGGUGGGGAACUGUUUGACCAUUCUAGCCGUAAUCAUCGAUCGUAAACUACGCUCCCACACUGCAAACUAUUUUAUAGUAAAUUUAGCGGUGGCAGAUCUGAUGGUCUUCACCGCCAUUGAACCGUUCCUCUCUUUCAGUACAGCCAUGUCGAGAUGGCCUUUCUCGGAUACCCUCUGCGUUACCCUGGCAGCGUUGGUCAUCAAACAUUUGGUCGUUUCUGAUUUCAUAAUGGCGUCCAUUGCAAUCAAUCGAUACGUCAGCAUCGUCAGACACCGAAUAUAUCACAAAUUGUUCACACCGGGCCGCACCCUCCUGGUUUGCUUGGCGUGUUGGAUACCGGGAAUAAUCACGAUCAUCGUUCAGGUUGUCCCUCCAUAUUACGCCCAGUUCAUUCCUUACUACGGCACUUGCGUCAUCGUCUCGCUGCACAGCCCCGUCACCACAAGAGCUGUGUCCAUUCUCUCCGGAAUUGUUAUAUUGUUUAGUAUUUUAUUAAGUUCCUUGUGCUACGCUCUUAUAUAUUGGACCAUCAGGCAAAGUAAGCGACGUGUUCGUUCCAAUGGGCCGACCGGGAGCGGGAGCGCCAACACACCGACCGACCCAACGAGUGAUUCCGCCGGCUCUGCUGCAACGACUCAACCGGUGGUAAAUCGAAACAACUGUGCCUCAAAGGCUGAUGUCGCACUUUCCCUGAAUCUCUUCAUCGUGUUCGCCGUCUUCUGCAUCUGUUGGACCCCACUGGCCGUCGUCAUCAUCCUGGAGAACGCCAUCGUCGGGGGGAUCACCUUACAAAGUGAAAGACCCCUCCCAUAUUGGGUCUGGCCUGCCGCCUACAGAUUGGUAUUGUUUAAUUCCACCUUUAAUAUCUUCAUCUACGCGUGGAAGAAUCGUAACUUUAGGUCUGCUUAUUUUAGGAUCCUUCGGUGUCGCAAGUGUUGA
Molecule: messenger RNA, 1050 nt
Organism: Asterias rubens (European starfish)
Lineage: Eukaryota; Metazoa; Echinodermata; Asteroidea; Forcipulatida; Asteriidae
Product: 5-hydroxytryptamine receptor 4-like
Exons: 1
Coding region: 1-1050 (349 amino acids)
Biological process (GO): G protein-coupled receptor signaling pathway
Cellular component (GO): membrane
Molecular function (GO): G protein-coupled receptor activity
Source: RefSeq, a predicted model, not a curated record